Molecule: messenger RNA, 1448 nt
Organism: Nelumbo nucifera (sacred lotus)
Lineage: Eukaryota; Viridiplantae; Streptophyta; Magnoliopsida; Proteales; Nelumbonaceae
Source: RefSeq, a predicted model, not a curated record
AGACAUGCAAGUAUGCAACAAUCGUCUCUCCGAAUCUCCGUCCCUUUUGUUUUCCUCCCCAACCCGAACAAACCCGUCGUCUCCGAUCGGACCACAAAAUAAAUCAAGUUUUCAGCCUCUGCGCUUCUUGCAGCGGGUAAAAAAUGUUUCCCCAGCUUUCUUACUUCCUCGUUUUCGUCCUCUCCUCUUCUCUCAUUCUUUCCAAGGCUUCUUCCGAAUCAGAUUCCGACCGAGUCACCGAGCUCUUGCGCCUCCAGUCUCGAUCGAAAUCUGGCGUAAUUCAUCUCGACGACCACAGCCUCGAUCGCUUCUUAACCUCCGCGAAAUCUAGGUCGUACUCUCUCGUCAUUUUCUUCGACGCCGUUCAACUCCACGACAAGCACGACCUCCAUCUCCAAGACCUCCUCAACGAAUUUGGCCUCGUUGCUUCCGCUUUUAUUGCCAACAACAAGGACACCCCCGCCCAAUCGAAGCUUUUUUUCUGCGACAUCGAAUUCACAGAAUCCCAGUCAAGCUUCGCCCUCUUCGGCAUUAAGUUCCUCCCUCACGUCCGCCAUGUGGGUCCUCAGAUCGAGAACCUCAAGGAUUCCGAGCCAAUGGACCAAAGUGAAUUCUCCAGAAUGGCUGCAUCCACGGCUGCGUCCAUGGCCGAUUUCGUCGAGUCCAAAACGAGGCUCAAGGUGGGACCCAUCAAACGCCCUCCGAUUCUCUCCAACAAACAACUAGGGUUCUUGGGUGUUGUGUUGGUGAUAUCGAUUCCGUUCCUUGUGAAAAGGGUUGUCGCCGGGGACACCUUCGUUCAUGAUUCAAAGCUGUGGCUGACGUUUGCUGUGUUCGUUUACUUCUUCAGUGUUUCUGGCACAAUGCACAAUAUAAUUCGGAAGAUGCCUAUGUUCUUGGCUGACGAGAAGGAUCCAUCACAACCCAUAUUCUUCUAUCAGGGGUCGGAACUGCAACUCGGAGUAGAGGGGUUUGCAGUUGGAUUCCUGUAUACGAUCGUAGGAUUGUUGUUGGCAUUCGUGACACAUCUGCUUGUUCAGGUGAGGAACGUGCAGGUCCAGAGGGUGUUUAUGCUUUUGACGCUUUUGGUUUCGUUUUGGGCUGUCAAGGAGGUUAUAUAUUUGGACAACUGGAAGACGGGAUAUAGAAUUCAUGGGUUCUGGCCUAAUAGCUGGAAAUGAGAUUGCAGUCGAUUGAGUCCGUUAAUUUUGUGUUAGUUGGAACUUUGAAGUAAGCUCAACUCGUUUUGAGUUUCUGAUACUGCAAUUAAAAACUCCAUUAGAGGUUUUAUUCCUCGUAAAGGAAAUUUUUGUUAUGUUUUGCAUUCUUGAAUCUGCCAGAAACAUGUACUAUUCCCUGAGUUUUGGAUGUUGCAAUUAUUGUUGAAUUUCCAGAAAUGCUCUCGGAUUGUUGGGCUUCUCCUUGAAUUCCUCCCAAGUCUUAUCAUC